AUGGCAACCGUCAAUGGUGCCUCCUCCUCCUCUUCCUCCACCUCUACUUCUCUCCCUUCCGCCGCUCCUCUCUCCUCGUCCUCUUCUUCUACCCCUUCUCAUCCGAAAUUUGACAGUAUAGACUCUGCGGUUGCAGAAAUCGGUCGUGGGAACUUCGUGGUGGUGUUGGAUGAUGAGGAUCGGGAGAAUGAGGGGGACUUGAUCAUUGCAGCGGAUAAGGUGACAACGGAGCAGAUGGCUUGGCUAAUUAGGCAUAGCUCCGGCUUCGUGUGCAUCUCUCUGCAUCCCUCACGGAUCGCUGCUCUAAAUCUACCCAUGAUGUUCCCCAAUAACCAAGAACCGAACAAGACGGCUUACACCGUCACUGUGGACUACAAGCACAACACUACUACUGGUAUCUCUGCCCAUGAUCGAGCUCUCACUUCGAGGAUGCUGGCUGCUACUGGGACAGAUGCCAAGGGCGAGGCAGCAGGAGCGAGAGCGAAUGCGCAGGACUUUACGAGACCGGGACAUCUCUGUCCCUUGAGGUAUACCGAGGGUGGAGUGAGAGUGCGGAGAGGACAUACCGAGGCUGCUGUUGAUCUAGCAACAGCCGCCAAUCUCCCACCCGCCGCGCUCCUCUGCGAGCUCGUCGACCCCGACUCGCCUCAGGGCUCCAUUGCCUCUCGAGACGCUUGCUUCAAGUUUGCGCGUCAGCACGACUUGAAGAUCAUUACCAUUGAUGCACUCAAGGCCUGGAGGGAAGAGAAGGAGGGUCCACUACCUGCAGAGCUUGUAAAGAUUGCUGGAAGUGCAAAGCAGAGGGGAGUGGAUUUGCAAGAGCAGAGCGUCGUUGGACCUAGGGCAUAG
Microstroma glucosiphilum is the source of this 849-nucleotide messenger RNA. RefSeq lists its product as hypothetical. Gene Ontology annotation, molecular function: 3,4-dihydroxy-2-butanone-4-phosphate synthase activity. The coding region runs from base 1 to 849 and encodes 282 amino acids. Gene Ontology annotation, biological process: aerobic respiration; riboflavin biosynthetic process. The transcript is spliced from 3 exons. The record is from RefSeq and is a predicted model, not a curated record. NCBI's taxonomy places the organism in Eukaryota, Fungi, Basidiomycota, Exobasidiomycetes, Microstromatales, Microstromataceae. Gene Ontology annotation, cellular component: cytosol; mitochondrial intermembrane space.